GCAGAUCUAGUGGUGAUGUAUAAAUUGCAGCCCUGUCUUUUUUUCGAAGGAUUCUAAAAUAGGUUUUCAGAAUUAGUGCUGGAUUUUUGCUCCUGCAUGUGUGGUGACUCUUGAUUUUUUCCCUUCAGAGCAGCAUCCUAUGCAGCAUUCCCCCUUCCGAGGAAUCACUUAGACACUUCCAGCUGGUGGCAGGGGAUACAGCCAUAAUACAGCUUCCUCUGUCCCAGCUGUCUUUUUUCACUACGGUAAAUGCAUUACGAUGGCUGCACUCUUGUGUAAAGGCUCAGGUAGAGGAAGGUGUAGGAUGAAGUCUGGAAACCGUUGUUUGGGUUUUUAAAAGCUUCAGCUUCUCCAGCAUCUUUGCAUUUUGAAUGACUUCCUGCUUCUAGUCAAAGGUUUCUCUCCUGUGAUUGGAAUGCUGCUGUAAGCCUGAUUAAAGGUGCCUGAGGAUAUCACCUUGUAAAGGAAGCCCUGCGUGCUUGAGAGGAUCUAUUUCAAUGCAUUAUGGCUCAUGCAGCCUCGCAAUUAAAGAAAAACAGGGAUAUAGAAAUCAAUGUUGAAGACGAGGCUGAGAAAAAAAGGAAACACCGCAAACGGUCCCGGGAUCGGAAGAAAAAGUCUGAUGCCAACGCAAGUUACUUAAGAGCAGCUCGAGCUGGACACUUAGAAAAGGCCCUUGAUUACAUAAAAAAUGGAGUUGACAUCAACAUUUGCAAUCAGAAUGGAUUGAAUGCCCUCCAUCUUGCUUCCAAAGAAGGUCACGUAGAAGUGGUUUCUGAACUGCUACAGAGAGAAGCCAAUGUAGAUGCAGCUACAAAGAAAGGAAAUACAGCAUUGCACAUAGCAUCUUUGGCCGGGCAGGCAGAGGUGGUAAAGGUCUUGGUGACAAAUGGCGCCAAUGUUAAUGCACAAUCUCAGAAUGGUUUCACACCAUUGUAUAUGGCAGCCCAAGAAAACCACCUGGAGGUUGUGAAGUUCCUUCUUGACAAUGGUGCCAGUCAAAGCCUUGCCACGGAGGAUGGCUUCACACCAUUGGCGGUAGCUUUGCAACAAGGUCAUGAUCAAGUAGUUUCACUCCUGCUAGAAAAUGACACUAAAGGAAAAGUGCGUCUCCCAGCUCUUCACAUCGCUGCCCGAAAAGACGACACGAAAGCUGCUGCCCUGCUCCUGCAGAACGACAACAAUGCAGAUGUGGAGUCCAAGAGUGGCUUCACUCCGCUCCACAUAGCAGCUCACUAUGGAAAUAUCAAUGUGGCCACGUUGCUGUUAAACCGAGCGGCUGCUGUGGACUUCACUGCACGGAAUGACAUCACUCCUUUACAUGUUGCAUCAAAAAGAGGAAAUGCCAAUAUGGUUAAACUAUUGCUUGACCGAGGAGCUAAAAUUGAUGCCAAAACAAGGGAUGGUUUGACGCCGCUGCACUGUGGGGCAAGGAGUGGCCAUGAGCAGGUGGUGGAGAUGCUGCUUGAUCGAGCUGCCCCCAUUCUUUCAAAAACCAAGAAUGGACUGUCUCCUCUGCACAUGGCCACACAAGGGGACCAUUUAAAUUGCGUCCAACUUCUCCUCCAGCAUAACGUGCCGGUGGAUGAUGUCACCAAUGACUACCUGACUGCCCUGCACGUGGCUGCCCACUGUGGCCACUACAAAGUUGCCAAGGUUCUCUUGGACAAGAAAGCUAAUCCCAAUGCCAAAGCUCUGAAUGGCUUUACCCCUCUUCACAUUGCCUGCAAGAAGAAUCGAAUUAAAGUAAUGGAACUCCUUCUGAAACACGGUGCAUCCAUCCAAGCUGUAACCGAGUCGGGCCUUACCCCAAUCCAUGUUGCGGCCUUCAUGGGGCAUGUAAAUAUUGUAUCACAACUAAUGCAUCAUGGAGCCUCACCAAACACUACUAAUGUGAGAGGAGAAACAGCGUUGCACAUGGCUGCUCGAUCCGGCCAAGCUGAGGUCGUGCGGUACCUGGUACAGGACGGAGCUCAGGUGGAAGCCAAAGCUAAGGAUGACCAAACCCCACUCCACAUUUCUGCCCGAUUGGGGAAGGCGGAUAUAGUACAACAGCUGUUGCAGCAAGGAGCAUCUCCAAAUUCAGCCACGACUUCUGGGUAUACCCCGCUCCACCUUUCGGCCCGAGAGGGCCAUGAAGAUGUAGCUGCAUUCCUUCUGGAUCAUGGCGCAUCUUUAUCUAUAACAACAAAGAAAGGAUUUACACCUCUUCAUGUGGCAGCAAAAUAUGGGAAGCUUGAAGUAGCCAAUCUCCUAUUACAGAAAAGUGCAUCUCCAGAUGCUUCUGGGAAGAGCGGACUAACUCCACUGCAUGUAGCUGCUCAUUACGAUAAUCAGAAAGUGGCCCUUCUGCUUUUGGACCAAGGAGCCUCACCUCAUGCGGCCGCAAAGAAUGGUUAUACGCCACUGCACAUUGCUGCCAAAAAGAACCAGAUGGAUAUAGCGACAACUCUGCUGGAAUAUGGUGCUGAUGCAAAUGCAGUUACCCGGCAAGGAAUUGCUUCUGUCCAUCUCGCAGCUCAGGAAGGACAUGUGGACAUGGUGUCACUGCUCCUCAGCAGAAAUGCAAAUGUGAACUUGAGUAAUAAGAGUGGCCUGACCCCACUCCAUUUGGCUGCUCAAGAAGACAGAGUGAAUGUGGCCGAGGUCCUCGUAAACCAAGGGGCCCAUGUGGAUGCCCAGACAAAGAUGGGAUACACACCACUCCAUGUGGGCUGCCAUUAUGGAAACAUCAAGAUAGUUAAUUUCCUGCUUCAGCACUCUGCAAAAGUCAAUGCCAAAACAAAGAAUGGGUACACGCCACUACAUCAAGCAGCUCAACAGGGACAUACGCACAUCAUCAAUGUCUUGCUCCAGAACAACGCCUCCCCCAAUGAGCUCACUGUGAAUGGGAACACUGCCCUAGCCAUUGCCCGGCGACUUGGCUACAUCUCAGUGGUUGACACCCUAAAGGUUGUGACUGAAGAGAUCAUGACUACGACAACUAUCACAGAGAAGCACAAAAUGAAUGUUCCAGAAACAAUGAAUGAAGUUCUUGAUAUGUCUGAUGAUGAAGUUCGUAAAGCCAAUGCCCCUGAAAUGCUCAGUGAUGGCGAAUAUAUCUCAGAUGUUGAAGAAGGUGAAGAUGCAAUGACAGGGGACACUGACAAAUAUCUCGGGCCACAGGACCUUAAAGAACUGGGCGAUGAUUCUCUGCCUGCAGAGGGCUACAUGGGCUUUAGUCUGGGGGCCCGUUCUGCCAGCCUUCGCUCCUUCAGUUCGGAUAGGUCUUACACUUUGAACAGAAGCUCCUAUGCGCGGGACAGCAUGAUGAUCGAAGAACUCCUCGUGCCAUCCAAAGAGCAGCAUCUAACAUUUACAAGAGAAUUUGAUUCAGAUUCUCUUAGACAUUACAGCUGGGCUGCAGAUACCCUGGACAAUGUCAAUCUUGUCUCAAGUCCUGUUCAUUCUGGGUUUCUGGUUAGCUUUAUGGUGGACGCAAGAGGCGGCUCCAUGAGAGGAAGCCGUCACCACGGGAUGAGAAUCAUCAUUCCUCCGCGCAAGUGUACAGCUCCCACCCGAAUCACCUGCCGUUUGGUAAAGAGACAUAAACUGGCCAACCCACCCCCCAUGGUGGAAGGAGAGGGAUUAGCCAGUAGGCUGGUAGAAAUGGGUCCUGCAGGGGCACAAUUUUUAGGCCCUGUCAUAGUGGAAAUCCCUCACUUUGGGUCUAUGAGAGGAAAAGAGAGAGAACUUAUUGUUCUUCGAAGUGAAAAUGGUGAAACGUGGAAAGAGCAUCAAUUUGACAGUAAAAAUGAAGAUUUGACUGAAUUACUUAAUGGCAUGGAUGAAGAACUUGACAGCCCAGAGGAAUUAGGGAAGAAGCGGAUCUGCAGGAUCAUCACAAAAGAUUUCCCCCAGUACUUUGCAGUGGUUUCACGGAUUAAGCAGGAAAGCAACCAGAUAGGUCCUGAAGGUGGAAUUCUGAGCAGCACCACUGUGCCCCUUGUCCAAGCUUCUUUCCCAGAGGGUGCUUUAACCAAAAGAAUUCGAGUAGGCUUGCAGGCACAGCCUGUUCCAGAUGAAAUUGUGAAAAAGAUCCUUGGAAACAAAGCAACAUUUAGCCCAAUUGUCACGGUGGAACCAAGAAGAAGAAAAUUCCAUAAACCCAUCACAAUGACCAUUCCUGUACCCCCACCCUCAGGAGAAGGGGUAUCCAAUGGAUACAAGGGGGACACCACACCUAACCUGCGCCUCCUCUGUAGCAUUACAGGGGGCACCUCGCCUGCUCAGUGGGAAGACAUCACAGGAACAACUCCUUUGACAUUUAUAAAGGAUUGUGUCUCUUUUACAACCAAUGUUUCGGCCAGAUUUUGGCUUGCAGACUGCCAUCAAGUUUUAGAAACUGUGGGGUUAGCCACACAACUUUACAGAGAAUUAAUAUGUGUUCCAUACAUGGCCAAGUUUGUGGUUUUUGCCAAAAUGAAUGACCCUGUAGAAUCCUCCCUGCGAUGUUUCUGCAUGACAGAUGACAAAGUGGACAAAACUUUAGAGCAGCAAGAGAAUUUUGAGGAGGUUGCUAGAAGCAAAGAUAUUGAGGUUCUGGAAGGAAAACCUAUUUAUGUUGAUUGUUAUGGAAAUCUGGCUCCGCUUACCAAAGGAGGACAGCAACUUGUUUUUAAUUUUUAUGCUUUCAAAGAAAAUAGACUGCCAUUUUCCAUCAAGAUUAGAGACACCAGCCAAGAGCCCUGUGGUCGUCUGUCUUUUCUGAAAGAACCAAAGACAACAAAAGGACUGCCUCAAACAGCUGUUUGCAACUUAAAUAUCACUCUGCCAGCACAUAAAAAGACCGAGAAAGCAGAUAGACGGCAAAGCUUUGCAUCUUUAGCUUUACGUAAGCGCUACAGCUACUUGACUGAACCUGGAAUGAUUGAACGGAGUGCAGGAGCAACAAGAUCCCUUCCCACCACUUACUCAUACAAGCCAUUCUUUUCUACAAGACCAUACCAGUCCUGGACAACAGCUCCGAUUACAGUGCCCGGGCCAGCCAAGUCAGGCUUCACUUCCUUAUCAAGUUCUUCCUCUAAUACGCCAUCAGCUUCUCCGUUAAAAUCAAUAUGGUCUGUUUCGACUCCUUCUCCAAUCAAAUCCACUUUAGGCGCGUCAACUACAUCUUCAGUUAAAUCCAUUAGUGAUGUGGCAUCUCCAAUUAGAUCCUUUCGGACAAUUUCUUCGCCAAUAAAAACAGUGGUGUCACAAUCUCCAUACAAUAUCCAAGUUUCCUCUGGUACCCUGGUUAGAGCUCCCACAGUCACGGAGGCCUCGCCUUUAAAAGGGCUGGCGUCCAAUUCCACGUUUUCCUCUCGAACCUCUCCAGUGACUACAGCAGGGUCUCUUUUGGAGAGGUCGUCAAUUACUAUGACACCCCCUGCAUCCCCCAAAUCAAACAUUAAUAUGUAUUCCUCAAGUUUGCCAUUUAAGUCAAUUAUUACAUCAGCAACACCACUAAUAUCUUCGCCUUUAAAGUCAGUGAUGUCUCCAGCUAAAUCAGCUGUUGAUGUCAUCUCGUCGGCUAAAGUUACAAUGGCCUCUUCUCUCUCAUCACCUGUGAAACAGAUGCCUGGACAUGCAGAGGUCCCGUUAGUCAACGGAUCUAUUUCUCCUCUGAAAUAUCCAUCUUCUUCAACUUUAAUUAAUGGAUGCAAAGCCACUGCCACGUUACAGGAAAAAAUUUCUACAGCUACAAACUCUGUGAGCUCUGUGGUCGGUGCAGCCACUGACACAGUUGAGAAAGUGUUUUCUACCACGACAGCAAUGCCAUUUUCCCCACUCAGGUCAUAUGUUUCUUCUCCAGCACCAUCAGCUUUUCAGUCUCUAAGAACUCCUUCCGCAAGUGCACUCUAUACAUCCCUUGGGUCGUCAAUAUCUGCAACUACCUCAUCUGUAACUUCAUCAAUAAUAACAGUGCCAGUAUACUCUGUUGUCAAUGUUUUGCCAGAACCAGCAUUAAAGAAACUUCCAGACUCUAAUUCACUUACAAAAUCAGCAGCAGCCUUGCUGUCCCCCAUUAAAACAUUGACUACGGAGACACGUGCUCAGCCCCAUUUCAAUCGAACUUCAUCUCCAGUUAAGUCAUCCUUGUUCCUCGCACCCUCUGCCCUUAAGUUGUCUACACCCUCUUCUUUAUCUUCCAGUCAGGAGAUAUUAAAAGAUGUGGCUGAAAUGAAAGAAGACCUGAUGAGGAUGACUGCAAUACUGCAAACAGAUGUGUCUGAGGAGAAGCCAUUCCAACCUGAAGUCCCCAAAGAAGGGAGAAUUGACGAUGAAGAACCUUUCAAAAUUGUUGAGAAAGUGAAGGAAGACUUAGUGAAAGUUAGUGAAAUCCUUAAAAAAGAUGUGUGUGCAGAUAACAAAGGACCACCCAAAUCACCAAAGAGUGACAAGGGACACUCUCCUGAAGACGACUGGAUAGAAUUCAGUUCAGAAGAAAUUCGAGAAGCCAGACAACAGGCUGCGGCGAGCCAUCCUCCGUCCCUGCCAGAGAGAGUGCAAGUGAAAGCAAAGGCCGCCUCGGAAAAGGAUUAUAACUUGACCAAAGUUAUCGAUUACCUAACAAAUGAUAUUGGGAGUGGUUCACUGACAAACUUAAAGUACAAGUUUGAGGAUGCAAAGAAGGAUGGUGAAGAGAGACAGAAAAGAAUUCUAAAACCAGCCAUUGCUUUGCAGGAACACAAACUCAAAAUGCCCCCAGCCUCCAUGAGGCCGUCCACUUCUGAGAAGGAAUUAUGUAAAAUGGCCGAUUCCUUUUUUGGAACAGAUACUAUUUUAGAAUCUCCAGAUGACUUUUCUCAACAUGACCAAGAUAAAAGUCCCCUGUCUGAUAGUGGCUUUGAAACAAGAAGUGAAAAGACCCCUUCGGCCCCACAGAGCGCUGAAAGCACAGGUCCUAAACCACUUUUUCAUGAAGUUCCCAUCCCUCCUGUCAUUACAGAGACAAGAACUGAAGUGGUUCAUGUUAUCAGGAGCUAUGAGCCCUCGGCAGGAGAUGCUCCCCAGUCCCAACCGGAGGAGCCCGUGUCCCCCAAACCCUCACCUACGUUUAUGGAAUUGGAGCCAACGCCCACCACUUCUAGUAUUAAAGAAAAAGUUAAAGCGUUUCAAAUGAAAGCCAGUAGUGAAGAAGAUGACCACAGUCGCGUUCUGAGCAAAGGCAUGCGUGUCAAAGAAGAGACUCACAUAACCACGACCACCAGAAUGGUUUAUCACUCUCCACCAGGCAGUGAAGGGGCCUCUGAAAGAAUUGAAGAAACCAUGUCAGUCCACGACAUCAUGAAAGCCUUUCAGUCCGGGCGGGACCCCUCCAAAGAACUGGCAGGUCUGUUUGAACAUAAGUCGGCAGUGUCUCCAGAUGCUCACAAGUCUGCUGCUGAAACGUCAGCCCAGCAUGCAGAGAAGGACAACCAAAUGAAACCCAAACUGGAGCGUAUAAUAGAAGUCCACAUCGAAAAAGGUAACCAAGCUGAGCCCACUGAAGUCAUUAUUAGAGAAACCAAAAAGCAUCCAGAGAAGGAAAUGUAUGUAUAUCAGAAAGACUUAUCCCGGGGAGAUAUUAACCUAAAAGAUUUUCUGCCAGAAAAACACGAUGCUUUUCCUUGUUCAGAGGAACAGGGUCAGCAAGAAGAAGAAGAGCUUACUGCUGAAGAGUCACUGCCUUCUUAUCUGGAGUCUUCCAGAGUAAAUACUCCUGUGUCCCAAGAAGAAGAUAGUCGCCCUAGUUCUGCUCAACUCAUAUCUGAUGACUCUUAUAAAACAUUGAAGCUUUUGAGUCAACACUCAAUAGAAUACCAUGACGAUGAGUUGUCAGAACUAAGAGGGGAGUCUUACAGGUUUGCUGAGAAAAUGCUUCUGUCAGAAAAGCUAGAUGUGUCUCAUUCUGAUACAGAGGAAUCGGUUACAGACCAUGCAGGACCCCCUAGCUCAGAGUUACAGGGGUCUGAUAAGCGGUCCAGAGAAAAAGUAGUCACUGCCCCUAAAAAAGAAAUCCUCUCCAAAAUCUAUAAAGAUGUGUCUGAAAAUGGUGUAGGUAAAGUGUCUAAAGAUGAGCAUUUUGAUAAAGUGACAGUGUUGCACUACUCUGGCGAUGUUAGUAGUCCAAAACAUGCCAUGUGGAUGCGCUUUACUGAGGACAGAUUAGAGAGAGGUAGAGAGAAGUUGAUAUAUGAAGAUAGGGUGGACAGGACUGUGAAGGAAGCCGAAGAAAAACUGACUGAAGUGUCACAGUUUUUUCGUGACAAAACGGAAAAGUUAAACGAUGAACUGCAGUCCCCAGAGAAAAAGCCACACCCUAGAAAUGGCAAAGAGUACUCUUCGCAAAGCUCUACCAGUAGCAGCCCCGAGAAGGUAUUGCUGACGGAACUGUUGGCAUCCAAUGACGAGUGGGUUAAGGCAAGGCAGCACAGUCGUGACGGACAAGGCUUUCACAAAGCCGAGGACAGGAAAGCAUCCAGUCUGCCCAGCAGCCCAGAGAAGAGGGUUCUUUCCCAACACAAGGAGGACGGCAAGGCCACAGAGGAAGCCAAAGGAAGCACCUCGCAGAGCCAAGCCCCAGAAGGGCCGCAGUCUGGGUUUCAGCUCAAGCAGUCUAAACUCAGUUCCAUUAGAUUAAAAUUUGAACAAGGCGCACAGGGGAGAAGUAAGGACAUGUCUCAAGAAGACAAAAAGCCGGACGGCCAAUCCAGAAUUCCAGUUAAAAAGAUCCAGGAGAGCAAGCUACCUGUCUACCAAGUGUUUGCGAGAGAAAAACAUCAGAAGGAUGUAGACCUCGCAGAUGAAAGUGUAUCUGUGCAAAGAGAUAUUACAGUAUUAAAAGCGAAAGAUGAGCAUGGCCAAAGCAGCGAGGUGGUUGUAAAUGAUUCCGGCUGUGAUGAUGUGAAAAGAGAGAGAACUGAAAUGUCAAGUAAAGCGAUGCCAGACUAUUUUUCUGAGCAACAGGCUAAAGACUUGGCAUGUCAUGUAACCUCAGAUUUAGCAACUAAGGGACCAUGGGACAAAAAGGUCUUUAGAACGUGGGAAAGUUCUGGAGCCACUAACAAUAAAUCGCAGAAAGAAAAACUUUCGCAUGUGCUUGUUCAUGAUGUAAAAGAGCAUCACAAUGGUCACCCUGAGAGUAAGAUUGUUGAUCAAAGGAAUGAAUUUGUGUCUGUGACUGAGAGAGAACACAAAUUGUUAACAAAUGGCUCUCUCUCAGAAAUUAAGGAAAUGACUGUAAAAUCUCCCUCUAAAAAAGUCUUAUAUAGGGAAUAUGUUGUUAAAGAAGGGGAACGUCCAGGUGGCCCUCCUGAUCAGCCUUCCAGAAGAAGCGAGAGCUCCACGGUGUCACACAUCCCAGUCCGGGUCACGGAUGAAAGGAGGAUGCUGUCUUCUAACAUUCCCGAUGGUUUUUGUGAGCAGCCAACAUUUCCAAAACAUGAACUAUCACAAAAGUUACCCCAAUCAAGUAUGAGUAAAGAGACAGUUGAGACACAGCACUUUAAUUCGAUAGAAGAUGAAAAAGUUACCUGUUCAGAGAUCAGCAAAGUUUCCAAACAUCAGAGUUACAUAGGCUUAUGCCCGCCUCAUGAUGAAACUGAAAUCUCACCCACCAAAUCUCCUGACUCUUUAGACUUUAGCCCAGGAAAGGAAUCUCCCUCUAGUGAUGUAUUCGACCACAGCCCCAUUGAUGGAUUGGAAAAAGUUGCACCACUAGCCCAGACAGAGGGAGGGAAAGAGAUAAAAACUUUACCUGUUUAUGUCAGUUUUGUACAGGUGGGGAAGCAAUAUGAAAAGGAGAUACAACAAGGAAGUGUAAAAAAGAUCAUAAGUCAGGAAUGUAAGACAGUACAAGAGACCAGAGGGACCUUUUAUACAACUAGACAGCAGAAGCAACCUCCUUCUCCCCAAGGUAGUCCAGAAGAUGAUACUCUAGAGCAAGUAUCCUUUCUAGACAGCUCUGGGAAAAGCCCUCUAACCCCAGAAACACCCAGUUCAGAGGAAGUGAGUUAUGAAUUUACGUCUAAGACACCAGACUCGCUCAUAGCUUACAUACCAGGCAAACCCAGCCCAAUUCCAGAGGUUUCUGAAGAAUCUGAGGAGGAGGAGCAGGCCAAGUCAGCCUCCUUAAAGCAGACGACAGUGGAAGAAACAACAGUCAAGCUUGAAACACCGGCCAGUGUGAGCAAAGACUCUAACCAAAGGCCCAAAAAUAACAGAGUUGCCUAUAUUGAAUUUCCCCCUCCUCCACCACUGGAUGCAGACCAGAUGGAGUCAGAUAAGAAACAUCAUUAUCUCCCGGAAAGAGAGGUGGACAUGAUUGAAGUCAAUCUGCAAGAUGAGCAUGACAAGUACCAGCUGGCCGAGCCCGUCAUCCGAGUGCAGCCACCUUCACCCGUCCCUCCCGGGGCAGAUGUCAGCGAUUCAAGCGAUGAUGAAUCUAUUUACCAACCAGUUCCAGUUAAAAAAUAUACCUUCAAAUUAAAAGAUACAGACGAUGAGCAAAAAGAAAUGACAAAAUCCAAAACUCCUGAUGAAAAGGCUUCUAAGCAGAAAGAACUGGAAACAAAUGGAUCUGGAAAAGAUCAUGAAUUUGGCCUUGGCCUUGAUUCACCUCAGAAUGAGACUGCUCAGAACGGGAACAAUGACCAGUCCAUCACGGAGUGUUCCAUUGCCACCACAGCCGAGUUUUCUCAUGAUACAGAUGCCACAGAGAUCGACUCUCUGGAUGGCUACGACCUUCAAGAUGAGGAUGAUGGCUUGACGGAGAGUGAUUCGAAACUCCCUAGUCAAACCAUGGAAAUUAAGAAGGACGUCUGGAACACAGAGGGCAUUCUCAAGCCGGCUGAUCGCUCGUUUAGCCAAAGUAAACUCGAAGUUAUAGAGGAGGAAGGAAGGGUGGGCCCAGAUGAGGAUAAGCCACCAUCUAAAAGUUCUUCAUCUGAAAAGACUCCUGAUAAGCCUGACCAGAAGUCGGGGGCCCAGUUUUUCACGCUAGAAGGCAGACAUCCUGAUAGAUCAGUGUUUCCUGAUACGUACUUCAGUUACAAAGUAGAUGAAGAAUUUGCCACCCCUUUUAAAACAGUAGCCACCAAAGGUCUAGAUUUCGACCCUUGGUCUAGUAACCGAGGGGAUGAUGAAGUUUUUGAUGGUAAAUCACGGGAAGAUGAGACAAAGCCAUUUGGUCUGGCAGUAGAAGACCGCUCUCCAGCAACAACCCCUGAUACAACGCCAGCCAGAACGCCAACUGAUGAAAGUACCCCAACUAGUGAGCCUAACCCCUUCCCAUUUCAUGAAGGAAAAAUGUUUGAGAUGACUCGCAGUGGUGCAAUUGACAUGAGCAAGAGGGAUUUUGUUGAAGAGAGGCUCCAAUUUUUCCAGAUUGGUGAGCAUACUUCUGAAGGGAAGUCAGGGGACCAGGGGGAAGGGGAUAAAAGUAUGGUCACUGCCACACCACAACCACAGGCAGGGGACACCACUGUAGAAACCAAUCUAGAGAGAAAUGUAGAGGCACCUACAGCCGAAUCCAACCCCAGCAUCCCGACCAGCGGAGAGUGUCAGGAAGGCACAUCCGGUAGUGGCUCCCUGGAGAAAGCAUCAGCCGCCACUAACACCUCUAAAGUUGAUCCCAAGUUGCGCACGCCUAUAAAAAUGGGAAUUUCUGCAUCCACCAUGACCAUGAAGAAAGAAGGCCCUGGAGAAGUAACAGAUAAGAUAGAAGCUGUGGUGACCAGUUGUCAGGGAUUAGAGAAUGAAACUAUCACAGUGAUUUCAAAUACAGCCAAUAGCCAGAUGGGCACUAGGCCCCAAGAAAAACACGAUUUUCCAAAAGAUAACUUUAAUAACAACAACAAUUUGGAUUCUUCCACCAUACAGACAGAUAACAUUACAAGCAUUAUAGUUCUGACAGAACAUUCUGCACCCACUUGUACCACAGAGAAGGCAAAUCCAGUGAAAAGCUCAUCAGGAAAAAAGACAGGGGUACUGCAAGGACACUGUAUAAGAGAUAAGCAGAAAGUUCUUGGAGAGCAGCAAAAGACAAAGGAAUCAAUAGGGGUUAGGCGAAAAUCCAAACUUCCCAUAAAGGCCACUUCACCAAAAGAUAUCUUUCCACCAAAUCAUAUGCUAAACAAUAAAGUGAGUAAAAUGAAGGUCAGUCAAUCGGAAAAAACUAAAACCGUUGCUUCUUCUUCAUGUGUAGAUGUAAAGUCCAGAAUUCCAGUAAAAAACACACAUAGGGAUAACAUAGUGCUAGUUAGAAAAACAUGUGCCGCACAAAGGCCAGGGCAGUCAGAGAAAGGCAAGGUCAAACAGCUUCCAUCCAAGUUGCCAGUAAAGGUAAGAUCCACCUGUGUCACUACCACCAAUACCACCACCACCACCUCCACCACCACCACCACCACCACCACCACCACCACAGCUAAAGCUAGGAAGAGUCAGCUUAAGGAAGUUUGUAAACAUUCCAUUGAAUAUUUUAAGGGAAUUAGUGGUGAGACCUUAAAGCUUGUGGACCGCCUCUCUGAAGAAGACAAAAAGAUGCAGUCCGAGCUGUCCGAUGAGGAAGACAGUACCUCCAGAAACACGUCGUUGUCCGAGACUUCCCGGGGUGGCCAGCCUUCAGUUACAACGAAGUCUGCUAGAGAUAAGAAAACAGAGGCAGCACCUUUAAAAUCAAAGAGUGAAAAGGCCGGCAGUGAGAAAAGGAGCAGUAGGAGGACUGGUCCACAGAGUCCAUGUGAACGGACAGAUAUCAGGAUGGCAAUAGUAGCUGAUCACCUUGGACUUAGUUGGACAGAACUGGCAAGGGAACUGAAUUUUUCAGUGGAUGAAAUCAAUCAAAUACGUGUGGAAAAUCCAAAUUCCUUAAUUUCUCAGAGUUUCAUGUUAUUAAAAAAAUGGGUUACCAGAGAUGGAAAAAAUGCUACAACUGAUGCCUUAACUUCGGUCUUGACAAAAAUUAAUCGGAUAGAUAUAGUGACUCUGCUAGAAGGACCAAUAUUUGAUUAUGGAAAUAUUUCAGGCACCAGAAGUUUUGCAGAUGAGAACAAUGUCUUCCAUGACCCUGUUGAUGGUUGGCAGAAUGAGACAUCAAGUGGAACCCUUGAGUCCCCCACUCAAGCUCGAAGAAUAACUGGUGGGUUACUAGAUCGACUGGAUGACAGCCCUGAUCAGUGUCGAGAUUCUAUUACCUCAUAUCUCAAAGGAGAGCCUGGAAAAUUUGAAGCAAAUGGAAGCCAUGCAGAAGUUACUGUAGAAGCAAAGAUGAAAUCUUACUUUCCAGAAACCCAAAAUGAUGCAGGGAAACAGAAUGCUAAGGAAUCUCUGAAACCAAAAAUACACGGAUCUGGUCGUGUUGAGGAACCAGUGUCAUCGCUAGCAGCAUAUCAGAAAUCUCUAGAAGAAACCAGCAAGUUUGUAAUAGAAGAACCUAAACCCUGUGUGCCUGUCAGUAUGAAAAAGAUGAAUAGGACUUCUCCUGCAGAUGGCAAGCCAAGGCUUAACCUCCAUGAAGAAGAGGGGUCCAGUGGGUCUGAGCAAAAGCAGGGAGAAGGUUUUAAGGUGAAGACGAAGAAAGAAAUCCGACAUGUGGAAAAGAAGAGCCACUCGUAACAGGAACAGUCAAGGAUCAUGGAAUUUUACUGCCAGUAUUGAGAAAUUUGUGGAAGAUGUCAGCAGGAAGUAUAAAGUCACAGAGGAGGGUGUGUGUAUUUGCUGCUUCCACACAUUAAUGGCAUGAUUUUUUUAUGCAAAAAGGAAAAAAGAAAAAGAAAACUACCCACAUUUUAAUUUAGCAUGAGCCAAUUUACAGAGCAUGGAAAUUCACUUUCAUUCCCAGGAUUGGCACGUGUGCAAAUAGCAAUGCAGUGUAUAUACAAGAAGCCAUGCUGUUAACAGUUUAUCUCAAGUAAUUUGGUGUCAUUUUACAAAAGGAAGAAAUUCCUGCCGUCAGAUGGGACAGAAGGAGAUGGAAUGAUGAUCAAAUCACAGAGAAACACUAAAAUUACUAAAUCCACAACAGCUCUCGCCUUAUUUUUCUUGGACCCAAACUGUCAGGGUAUAAACACUAUUUGUUUCUUUUUUAAAACAUCUAUAGUUUUGCUGUAAAUAAUAACACUGUAUAAAUUCUAACAGAAAAAUAGAAUAAAUGUUGAUAAGGCACUGCCUCUUAGAACACAAACAGAAUAUUGCAAAUGCAUUUAACAUAAUAGGGUCUCGAGUGACUUCACUAGAAGAGGAGGGAGGGGUUUGGGAUGGGGGGAUCUUCACUGAUUCUUGUAUAUUAGCAAUUAUAAUGUUUGUAUAUGCAAAACUGCUAGCUUGAUUUUAAAAAAAAAAAAAAACUUUAAAAUCUGCUGCAAAUUUAAAUAAUUCCCAAAAUGAGGAAUUCUGUAGUUCUGUGAAAAAAUUUUUCUUCAGAAUACUAAUAUUUUGAUGCAUGUGUAUCACCUUAUUUUGAUUAAAUCUUUUCCAAUUUUGCAAACACUACAGUAUACUGCAACACAGAAGAUUUUAUCUGUAAACACAAAGCCCUUCAUCUAAUAUUUGUUGCUAUUGCCAAUUUUUCAAUGAAAUGACCUAAAAAUGAAAAAAAAAAAACUGAAUACAGUAGUUGCUUUAGGGGGUGGGGGGAUGCUAUCUGUUAGUGCUUAAAAGGGGGUAAUGCUUGCCGCUUUAGAGGUGGAUGGUGCUCAUAGGAGGCCCCCUUUGGGGGUAAUUAAAAUGGACUGAACAGAAAUCCUUAGCUAGUAGAAUGGCAGCACGCUGUAAAAUUAAUACUGUAUCGUGUACUGGCUAUAAGAUGUAGACACCUUUCAGUAAGCCAAUCAUUUGUAACCAUUCUAGCAGUGUCAUAUUAGGUUAAUAAGGCUGCUGUGUUUUUAAGGGCAUUUUUAUUUGGGUUUUGGUGAAAUUCUUUAAUUUGUUGAUUCUAUUCAUAUAAAAUCAGCAUUCAUUGAUACAUAGCUCUAAUGACAUAUGUAUGAAAAACCAUACACUGGAUGACCUAGUCAAUUAUUUAAGCAUAAAAUAAAUUGUGUUAAACUCUUCGCCCGUCUGUGCUCUACAGUGUCCUGUGUUCUCUGGCUAAAGGUGAUUGUCUGACCCUGUCACAAUGAGCCCUGCCUGGCCCAGUCCUCUUCCUGCCUUAGCCUGAGUGGUCACAGAGGGAGAUAGACACUCCUAAGCAUUCAAUUCUUCCUUGCACUACUCCAAUUUACAUAAAUUCUGUGCAUUUUGUGGAAAAAUUGACAAUUAAAAUCUGCAAGCAAACUUUGACACAUCUGGUUGGGCUGCUCCCCAAAAGAGGGGAAUUAGGGUUUUAACAGCUGGCCAGUCUAAAAGUUAUUCUUUGGCAUCUCCAAGAACCACUCUUUUUGAAGUGGCUUUUAACCCAUAAAGUAUUUGUUGCUUUUUAAACUAACAUUCAUUGUCAGUGCUCCUAAGUCUGCAGAUU
Messenger RNA from Talpa occidentalis (Iberian mole), 15460 nucleotides. It is a transcript of the gene ANK3, whose product is annotated as ankyrin 3. The transcript is spliced from 43 exons. NCBI's taxonomy places the organism in Eukaryota, Metazoa, Chordata, Mammalia, Eulipotyphla, Talpidae. Gene Ontology annotation, molecular function: protein binding. The record is from RefSeq and is a predicted model, not a curated record. Bases 505 to 13617 code for a protein of 4370 amino acids. Gene Ontology annotation, biological process: signal transduction.